Molecule: messenger RNA, 723 nt
Organism: Microthlaspi erraticum
Lineage: Eukaryota; Viridiplantae; Streptophyta; Magnoliopsida; Brassicales; Brassicaceae
Source: the annotation of a GenBank genome assembly
AUGGAGAAACCAAUCGUAGAAGACGAGAGAAGCGAGAUUGUUGCGUCUUGUACGCAGUGGAGCCAGUGGCAAUUACUCGAUUCCAUUUUACCAACCGGAGGCUUCGCUCACUCCUUCGGUCUCGAAGCAGCGGUCCAGACCCGGUUAGUUUCGUCUCCGGGAGAUCUCGAAACCCAUAUCAUCAACGUCUUGGAUAACACAGCGAGCUUGUUGCUUCCUUUCGUCUACUCUGCUCUCAAAUCUCCUGACAUAGAAACCUGGCACAAGCUCGAUCAGAUCCUCAACGCUACUCUAACCAACCAAGUCUCUUCAAAGGCAUCCACGUCACAAGGAUCAGCCUUGUUCCGCGUGGCUGCUUCGGUUUUCACCGAGAUCCCCAAUCUGAAGAUGAUCAGAGACGCCUCUCUAUGCGACAAGAACGUGUGUUUCCACCAUGCGCCAGUAUUCGGGCUUAUAUGCGGCUUACUCGGCAUGGAUCCUGAGAGUUCUCAGAGGGCUUACCUGUUUAUCACGCUGAGAGAUGUUGUGUCUGCUGCUACGAGGUUGAAUUUGAUUGGACCGAUGGGUGCUUCGGUGAUGCAGCAUCGCAUUGCCGUUGUUGCUGAAACGGUUUUAGAGAGAUGGAUGGAUCGUGAGGCUGGUGAAGCGUGUCAGACAUCUCCUUUGCUUGAUGUUGUGCAAGGUUGUCAUGGUUACUUGUUUUCCAGACUUUUCUGCUCUUGA